Molecule: messenger RNA, 1899 nt
Organism: Cyphellophora attinorum
Lineage: Eukaryota; Fungi; Ascomycota; Eurotiomycetes; Chaetothyriales; Cyphellophoraceae
Product: ABC transporter G family member 12
Exons: 2
Coding region: 1-1899 (632 amino acids)
Cellular component (GO): membrane
Molecular function (GO): ABC-type transporter activity; ATP hydrolysis activity; ATP binding
Source: RefSeq, a predicted model, not a curated record
AUGGUGUCUCCCAGCCCUGACAAGGCAAAUGGCUACGACGUUGAGGCCCAGGCGGGGCUCGCUCGUUACCUGACAAAUAACACAGUUCAGUCGUUCUCAUGGCGGAACCUAAAUGUGACGGUCAAGGAUCACAAAAACAAACAGCCUUUGUCAAUACUGACCUCAAGCUAUGGUUUGGUGGCAGCUGGACAAGUCCUAGCGUUGAUGGGUCCGUCAGGUUCGGGGAAGACGACGUUGCUCAACGCUCUAGCCCAUCGUGUAGCGGCAAGCAAUGCCCAAGUCGCUGGAGACAUCAUGAUGGACGGUCAACGAGCGAAUCGCACAAUGCUGAGGCAGGCUUCGAGCUACGUGGAACAAGAAGACGCACUCAUUGGAAGCUUGACUGUCAGGGAAACAGUGGAUUUCGCAGCCAGACUGUCUUUAGGCCAGACGAUAUCUUCUGCGGAACGCCACAACCGGGUUGACUCCCUUAUCGCUGCCUUUGGUCUAAAUCAGCAGGCAAACACGAUCGUCGGCACACCAUUGCAGAAGGGCAUCAGCGGUGGACAGAAGCGACGUCUCGGAGUUGCGAGUCAGCUCGUGACGUCGCCUUCAAUUCUCUUCCUCGACGAGCCAACAAGCGGGCUAGAUUCAGCGGCCAGUCGUGAGGUGAUGUCCUACAUUUCUGAUGUCGCAAAACAGCACCACAUCAUCGUUAUCGCUUCCAUCCACCAGCCGUCCAGCUCGACCUUUGCCUUGUUCGAUCAAUUUCUGCUCCUCUCCGCUGGCAAGACCUGCUUUCAAGGUCCGACUUCCGAGACCCAAGCAUACUUCGAGCGCAUUGGCCGCCCCAUCCCUGGUCACUACAAUCCUGCAGAGUAUCUACUGGAUCACGUCAACACCGAUUUCGCGAAAGACCGAGCCCGUGCAGAUCAACAACUUCAGCAGGUCCAUGAUGCUUGGGAGUCCUCAGACGAGAACCAACGCUUGAUUGAGCGGACGACAGUACAGUCGCCCCCCGAGAAGAGUGUGACCUCUUCGUCAAAGACAGCAAGUAGCUCUCGAGCAGCCCUUAUUCUCCUGCAUCGGAACUGGAUCAAAGCCUACCGGGACUUGUUGACCUAUGGAACCCGGAUAGCCAUGUAUCUAGGCCUGGCCAUCCUUAUGGGCACGGUCUGGCUUCGGCUGCCAUAUGAGCAAACCUCUAUCCAGCCUUUCAUCAACGCCAUCUUCUUCGGUGGUGCCUUCAUGUCCUUCAUGGCUGUCGCUUACGUCCCGCCAAUGAUCGAGGAUCUUCAGACAUUCCGCAAAGAACGUGCGAAUGGUCUCUAUGGACCACUAUCGUUUACUAUUGCGAACUUCUUGAUCGGACUACCGUUCCUGUUCCUCAUCGCUUUAUUGUUCUCGGUGGUCACUUACUGGCUAUCGAAUUUUCGGUCCAGCGCCGGUGGCUUCUUCUGGUAUCUGCUUUGGCUCUUUCUGGACUUGCUGGCUGCUGAGGGACUGGUGGUGCUCGUCACAUCCGUUGCGCCGAUCUUUGUGGUGGCUUUGGCAGUCACCGCUUUCGCCAAUGGCCUCUGGAUGUCUGUGGGAGGCUUCCUGGUUGACCUGGGAAGUCUGAACGUUUUCUGGAAAUACGUUUUCCACUACAUUGACUACCAGGCCUAUGUAUUCCAGGGCAUGAUGGUCAAUCAAUUUCGAGACACCACUUAUACUUGUGCUAGAGUUGACGGAAAGGCACAGUGCAUGUACUUGAGCGACCUGGCUGCGAAAGGGAAGAUCAGAGGGACGGCCGUACUUGACGCGUACCACUAUGCUCACGAUGAUAAGCAUAUUGGGAAAUGGGUUGGUAUUCUGAUCAGCAUUAUCGUGGUGUAUAGGCUGCUUGGGUAUCUUGUGCUGCGUAUACAGAAGAGUUAG